This is a messenger RNA of Biomphalaria glabrata, 1362 nucleotides long. Its product is annotated as malate dehydrogenase, cytoplasmic-like. Gene Ontology annotation, biological process: malate metabolic process; oxaloacetate metabolic process; tricarboxylic acid cycle. The record is from RefSeq and is a predicted model, not a curated record. The coding region runs from base 3 to 1187 and encodes 394 amino acids. NCBI's taxonomy places the organism in Eukaryota, Metazoa, Mollusca, Gastropoda, Planorbidae. Gene Ontology annotation, molecular function: L-malate dehydrogenase (NAD+) activity. The transcript has 8 exons.
CAAUGUUUUGCUUUGCCGGUCUUCAAGUUGUCCUAAACAUGGCGGCCAAACCCAUCAAAGUUGUGAUCACUGGAGCCAGUGGAGAGAUUGGUCUGAUGGUCAGCUACAUGAUGGCCAAGGAAGAAAUCUGUGGAGCUGGCCAGCUCAUCGACCUGGUCAUGGUGGAGAAUCGGAGCAGGAUGAAGCAGUUGAGAGGUGCAGUGGGUGAGAUAAAAACAUGCAACUUGACUAACGUCCAGAACUACAUAACCACUGACAAUCUGAUUGAGGCAUUUACCGAUGCAGAUAUUAUUUUCUUAGUGGGAGGUCUCUUCUCUGCGCCAGGAUUCUCACGGAAUGACGUCAUCGGAAUGAAUGCUUUGGAAUUCAAGGAAAUAGGUUUGGCCUUGUCCAAAGUGGCCAAAGCGACAGUGAAGAUUGUUGUCGUGGUGGAGCCUCAGAAUAUCAACCUAAUGGUAUUGAGUUAUUUCGCACCAGAUCUGAAACCCUGCAACCUGACAGCUCUGUCCAGGGUUGACCAUAACCGAGCUCAGACGAUGUUAGCAAGAAUGUUGAAUAUAUCGUCUGACAAAAUUGUCCAUCUCACUAUGUGGGGGAACAGAUCAAUCACAAUAUUUCCCGACAUAAGACACGCCAAGAUUGAAAUCAAAGGGAAACUACUGCCUGCCUACGAGGCAAUUAAAGAUGAUUUCUACCUCAAGUACAAAUUCACGGAAGAGCUCCAAAACAGAGAAGCAGAAAUUUUAAAAAAACGCAAGACUAGCGGAUGCUUCCAGACUGUCGCUAUAGCAGCAGUUCAGCACAUGAGUGACUGGAUUCACGGGACCAAGCCUGGGGACUGGACAUCCAUGAUCGUCAUGUCUGAUGGCAGUUACGGCAUUGACAAAGGUUUGGCGUACAGUUUCCCUGUCAGGGUGUCAGCAGCCGGCGAGUGGGAAAUUGUUUCUGACCUGGACAUCAACUAUUAUGAAAGAGAAAAACUAGAUGAACGAGUCAAUGAGAUUAAGGCAGAGAGGAUGUUCGCCUACGGUAUACUCGAGCUUCCCGAGGCCAAGAUAGAGGUGCAGAAAGACGAAGAGGGCGCCGUAGACCAAGCACGCGCCACGAAGUGGAGCUUUGGGCACGCCGAACCCUUGCCUUGCAGCAUUCUUGGGGUCCUGGAGCAGGACAGGCUGGGCACCAUGUGAUAAGAGACGAGGCUGGGGGAUCAAGUCACCUUGAUCCCAAAGGGGGGCUGAUGGGAAUGGAGUGCCCGAGAUGAGAUGAUUUAACUCAAGCCACUAUUUUCUUAACAGCUCUUAGAGAUGUCAAAAAUAUAUUCAAUUAAAAUUAUCCUAAAAUAAACACGUAUUGUUUCAUUCU